Messenger RNA from Closterium sp. Naga37s-1, 1848 nucleotides. The record is from the annotation of a GenBank genome assembly. NCBI's taxonomy places the organism in Eukaryota, Viridiplantae, Streptophyta, Zygnematophyceae, Desmidiales, Closteriaceae.
AUGUGGCGAAGCGAUUUGGUGGCGGUGGCGAGGAAGGGGCACGCAACGAGUGGAGCGGUGAGGCGUGUGUGGGUGGGUGGCGGAGCUGAGAGACGCACAGACAUCGCGUGGUGGCGGGCGUGGUGGGGUAGAGAAGGUGGGGAGGCCGCGGAAGCAAUCGAGGGGUGGAAUAUCGAGGGGCUGGAUAGGCGGUACUGCCACGUGCGGCGCUGCCGCACCACGAGCUGCCAGAAGCCCUUCUCCCACAGGUGCCCUCCGCCCCCACCCCCACCCCUCCCUCCUCCAAUUGGGCCGCCUUCCCCGCCCUGCCCACGGCCCGCCAAUGGCUCUAACAGCUUGCGCGCGGCACCGCUCUUCACCGCGCUGCUUUCCACCAAAGAGACCUCGCCACUCUCGCACCUCGACCCGCCUUCGCUUGCAUGCCAUGCGUGCGCUCGUGAGCCCCCACCUCCCAUGCCCACUCCUUCCAUGCUCCCCGCAACACCCCUCCCCUCUCUCAACGCCCUUGCACUGCCGCCCCCUCCACUCACCUCCACCAACCGCCUCUGCUUCACCGGACUCACUGCUGCCGCCAUGCCCGCCUCCACCCUCCCCUCUCAUCCUCCGCCUCCUCUUCUCCCCCCUCGCUCCUACCGCCCGCCACUCGUCACCGCUGCUGUUCGCACUGCCACUGCUGGUGCUGCCAGCACACCCACCGCCACCACGUGGGGCAGCAGCGCUGCCAUGAGCACGGGGCGAGGGGGCAGCAGCGCCAGCAGCAGCGCCUGGCAAUGCGCCCUUCCUGGGAGCCCAGCGGCUUGGCAACAUCCUCCCUCGCACAGCACACACACCACCACUGCCCGCUUCAGUGCCUCCACCAGCUGGUGUCGACGCACAUCCCCGCCACUAUCACCUCCCCCCCCUGCACCCGCUGCUGCUGCUACCGCCGCUCACCUGAUGAUGCAUCACAUGGUGCGCACCCCACCUCACUCGCAUCUAGUGCCCUCUCCCCACGCGCAUCCACUCGCCACGCCACUCGCCGCUUCCUCCAUCUACCCUGCGCACGCCAUUGCAGGCGCCACCACCCCCCUCACACCCCCACCCGCCCUUCCACCCCUGCCUGCACGCACCGCCCCUUCCACGCCCUCCCCUCCCCCCUCACCUCUUUCCUCCUCACCUCCCCACUCACCUUCCCCUUCACCUCCAUCCCCUCGCACCUUCACUCCUCCCUCUCUCCCUUUCUCUGUUCCUCCCUCUCUCCCUUUCUCUGUUCCUCCCACUCUCCCUUUCUCUGUUCCUCCCUCUCUCCCUUCAUCCAUGCCUUUUCCCUCGCUUCCCUCCUCUCCGUCCUUCCCUCUUUUCCUUCCCUCUAACCUCCUCCCCUUCAUCCCCUCCUUCCUCCACUCCUCCCUCCCCUCUUCCCUCCCCAUGCCCCUCCCCACUUUCUUCCCCAUUUUCCUCCCCACUUUCCUCCCCACUUUCGUCCCCACUUUGCUCCUUUCCGUCCUCCCCUCUUUCCUCCCCACUUUCCCCCCUUCUUUCCUCUCCUCUUUCCUCCCCUCUUUCCUCCUCUCCGUCCUUCCCUUCUUCCUCCUCUCCUCCAUCCCUUCUUCCAUCACUUUCCUUUUCUCUUCCCUCCCUUUGUCCCUCCCCACUCUCCUCCUGUCUGGCUUCCCCUUCUUCCUCCUCUCCUACCCUUAUUCUCUCCUCCCCACUUUCCUCCCUCCUUUCCUCCUCUCCUACCUCCCCUCCUUCUUCCCUUCCCUCCUCUCUUCCCUCCUUUGUCCCUCCCCGCCUUCCUCCUCUCCUCUUCCCUCUUCCUUCCUCCUCUCCUACCUCUCCUCUUUUCUUCCCUUUUUCCUCUUCUGA